AUGUCUCUGAGUGCAGGCGACCGAGAACGAUUCGAACGUGCAUUAAAACGGAAUAUUAUUAAACGCGAUCAAGCUGUCGAGCAAUUUUCAAUUCUAAUGGGUCUUGUGAAUACUGCUAAAACCGACGAGUCCGGAAUUUCGAUACUACAACCGCGAAUAGACGACAUUGAAAUCUUAAUAACUGAUGUCCGUUUAUAUCAAGAUGCUAUUUUAGACCAGCUUAUCGAACUCGACCGCGAUAGUGAAUUUCCGACAGUACACAAUCCGGUAGGGAAAAUCGCAUUGGACCACUAUUACGCUAUUAAGGCUAUUAGUGUUGAACUUGGCAUAAACAAUCGUAAUAUUACUCCAACUCCUACGACACAUAAUAUUCAAUUACCAAAGAUACAAUUACCGUCGUUCGAUGGACAAAUUAUACAAUGGCGAUCUUUCCGUGAUACCUUUACGUCGUUAGUGCAUGAUAAUAGUCAGUUAUCACAGAUUCAAAAAUUCCAUUAUCUGUUGUCCGCCGUAUCUGGUUCAGCGGCUACAACGGUUAAAUCAGUUCCGUUAACCGACGCUAAUUAUCCAAUUGUAUGGCAAAGUUUGAACGAUCGCUUCGACAAUAAACGUGUCCUUUUAGGUGCACACAUGGAUGCACUAUUUCGAAUUUCUCCCAUGAAAACCGAAUCUCUCGGGGAGUUAAAGCAUUUUUUAACUACAUUCCAAGAAAAUAUAUCAGCAUUAAAGGCACUUGAAAUUGACGAUUUCCCAGGUUUUUUUAUGUUUUAUAUUGCAUCUCGUGUACUAGAUCCCGUUACUCGCCAAGCAUUCGAAUUUGAAUAUCACGCCGCGGACGUACCUACAUUUGAUAUGUUGGCAGAUUUCGUACAGAUUCGCUGCCAAGUGUUACAAAAUUCGUAUCAAGUGUCAAGCACUAAUACCGGACACAAAACCCAUCCUAAACCAAAAGUAUCAUUAGCUACUUCAUCAACCACGGAAUCAUUAAAAUGUGUGUUGUGUAAAUCAACCCAUAUGUUGUACCAGUGUCCAAAAUUUUUACAGCAAAACGUGAAACAACGUUUUCGCCUUGUGAAAACAAACCGCGUGUGUACAAAUUGCUUAGGUACGUCCCAUAAAACGUCAGAAUGUAAGUCUACAUACACUUGCCGCCACUGUGCGUCCAAACACCACUCAUUACUGCACAUGGAUACAGCACAAGCGCGGAAGAAUUCAUCUCCUACGAAUAGGGGUAUCGGUGUUAGCCAAUCCAUACCUCUGCCCUCCGCUAUGUCUACACCAAUUGUAUCCGAUACGGUUGGCAGUACGCCGUUUGUGGGGACAUCAAGCUCGAAAACAAACGUAGUACUUGGUACAGCCGUUAUACGCAUACGUAAUAAUUGUGGACAGUUAUCUCCCGUCCGUGUGCUCAUUGACACAGGAUCACAAAUAUCCGUAAUCACUACUGCUUGCGUAGCACGAUUGUGCAUUAAACGUUGCCAUAGUAAUACCGCGGUAAUGGGGUUGUCCCAAAUGUCAGUAUCCACGACCAAGGGAUCAACUAAGUGUACUAUAAUACCACGCCAUUCCGCCACGCCCGAAAUUUAUUGUGAACCUGUAAUUUUAUCUAGGAUAACCGGGCCGAUGCCAACCGUCCAACUACCUAGUAAAAUUCGUACCACCUACUCACAGUUAUUGUUUGCAGAUCCGUACUUCGAUGUACCCGGUCAAAUUGACUUCCUGUUGGGCGCGGAUAUAUAUCCAUACAUACUCGGACCAUCUUGUCAGGUAUUACACACACCAAAUUGUCCGUCCGCAUUCGAAACACAUUUAGGAUGGAUUAUAGUGGGCCAAUCCUGUGUUGACUCACAUACUCCGCCCGUAUCCUUGUUGCUAGCGCCGGAGCCUUCGAUAGACCAUUUAAUACAACAGUUUUGGACCGUCGAAGAGCCCGUAAAUACAAAUAACUUGUUUACAAUCGACCAACAGUGUGAAGACCAUUUUCUUCGUACGACAACUCGAGACAGUACGGGUAGGUUUUCACUAGCAUUACCAUUUAACAACGAUGCAUCUUGUCUCGGUAACUCGCAUGAUAUGGCGAUAUCGAGGUUCUAUAACUUGGAACGCAAACUGCUGAAAGACCCGUUGGUAUACGACCAUUAUCGGUUAUUUAUGUUGGAGUACGAACAGUUAGGUCAUAUGAAACUCGCGUCAAGGCCGGGAAAAUACUAUAUUCCGCAUCAUGCAGUGGUUAAGCGAAAUGGAGCAAAAAUGAAACUCCGAGUAGUAUUCGACGCCUCUGCCAAGUCAUCUUCAGGGAAGUCCUUGAACGAUCUGCUCCAUGUUGGCCCCAAACUACAAACAGAUAUAACUGAUUUGCUACACCGCUGUCGUUUCAAUCACUACAUAUUUACAGCAGACAUUUGUAAAAUGUACCGCCAAAUAAAAAUUAAUACAGAAGAUUGUCAAUACCAGCACAUAUUUUGGCGUGCAACACCAUUAGAACCGCUACGUGACUACGAACUUACGACAAUUACUUACGGACUCACGUCGUCUCCGUUUCAAGCGAUUCGUGUGCUGCAUGAAUUAGAACAAAACGACGGACAUCUUUACCCGUCAACGAGGGAUGUUUUGUCAACACAGACAUAUGUAGAUGAUAUCCUUACUGGUCGUAAUAGUAUCACAGACUUACUUAAAUUACAAGAUGAGGUCACACAGCUACUACUUCGAGGUGGUUUUGAACUUAAAAAAUGGUCGUCCAAUUCUACAGAACUCCUGUCUAAGAUUCCUCUUGACGAUCAAGUUAAUAGCUUAUCAUUCGAUCCUAAGGAUGAUGUUGGAAUAAAAAUACUUGGAUUGCAUUGGCAACCAGCCACUGAUACGUUUAGUUAUCAUACUUCAUCAAUACCUCCAAUUUAUACAAAAAGAUCAGUGUUGUCAACAAUUGCAAAACUAUACGAUCCUCUUGGGGCUCUUGCUCCUAUGAUAUUCUGGGCCAAGUGCUUCAUGCAAUUACUCUGGCAAGGCGGCCUUAAUUGGGACGAUAAUUGCCACCAAAUUUAUCUGACUUAUGGGAACAAUAUUCUUCGGAGUUGCAUAUGGUUUCAAAUCGCCGAACUUAUACCAAAUUGCCAAUGGCGUCAUGUUGCCUCUGAGUCGAAUCCCGCAGAUUGUGUAUCAAGAGGGCUAUUUCCAUCUCAAGUUCCUAACCACCAUCUCUAUUGGCAAGGUCCCCAGUUUUUAAAAUUGCCUGAAUCUGACUGGCCAACUACAUGUUUCCAACUCAUGCCAGCUUCACAGUUGCCGGAAUAUUCGGAUUCGACGAAAGCAUGCUUAAUGACGUUGCCCCGAAUGAAGUCGAAUGGUUCUCACGUUUUUCAUCGUUGCGCCGUAUGCAAAGAGUCAUGGUCAUCAUUUAUCGCUUUAUAA
Aphis gossypii (cotton aphid) is the source of this 3408-nucleotide messenger RNA. RefSeq lists its product as uncharacterized. The transcript is spliced from 2 exons. The record is from RefSeq and is a predicted model, not a curated record. Gene Ontology annotation, molecular function: aspartic-type endopeptidase activity. Gene Ontology annotation, biological process: proteolysis. NCBI's taxonomy places the organism in Eukaryota, Metazoa, Arthropoda, Insecta, Hemiptera, Aphididae. Bases 1 to 3408 code for a protein of 1135 amino acids.